AUGAGCAGUGGAUUAGAGCUUACUCAGUUCACUGGGUUUCGGAUUGAUGGACAAGACAAAAUAAUUGGAUCUACAGUGCCACUCUAUGCAACAAUAGCUGCUUCACCAGAAUAUGUGAUCUACUAUGAAAACAAAGUUCUAUCUGUGUACAAUCAAAAUGAGCCCAGUAAGAAAACUAUUCAGUGGACAAAAAAGGAUGGACAUGUUAUUGAUAUUUGCUGGUAUAACAAUAAACAAUUUGUUAUCUUGACAAAACGGGAAUUUCAUUUAUUCAAUGUGGAUACAGAAAAAAUUCAUACGGUGUAUAGAUUACCUGAGAACAAGAAUAUUGAUUCUAAUUAUCAUCGAUGUACAUCGUAUGAUGAACGUAUAAUGUUAUGUUUAUCGUGUUCUGGAACGACAAUUGAAGAAUGGACACUGUCAGAGUGUAAAAAACGAUGGCAAUCGCCGAAAUCAUGUAGAAAAGAUGAAAAUAUUUGUUGCCUUCGUUUAUCAUCAAAUAACUUGGGCUUGACAAUUGUCAAUUCAAAACGAGAAUCAAGAUUUGAACUACGUCAACUUGAAACGAUGUCUGUUUUAUUUUUGAUACAAUUGACUCGUCAAUGUUAUCGAUUUAUUUCGAUGAACGAUAAUAAUUGGCUUUUAGUUCCGUAUUAUUAUGGAAGACAAGAACUUCUUCUGGUCGAUGCUAACCAACGAAUUAUUAAAAUUAUCAACAUCCCACCAUUGGUACACGCCUAUGAUUAUGAUAGUAAUAUUAAUCAAAUGAUUUGGAAUGUCGCCCUGAUGUUAGGAAACAGCUCAUCUCUUGUUGUUCGACGCGAAAGAACCAUUUGCUUCUACAAUAUUAAAUGA
This is a messenger RNA of Rotaria sp. Silwood2, 855 nucleotides long. The record is from the annotation of a GenBank genome assembly. NCBI's taxonomy places the organism in Eukaryota, Metazoa, Rotifera, Eurotatoria, Philodinida, Philodinidae.